GCUCGAGGCGGACGCCAUCGCGAGGAAAGAGGCACGUAUCCCUCUGUCCUUUCCGUAAACAGUGAAGCAGUCAUCGACUUCCUCUCGUUUGGUGUGCACGGUAGUGCCAAGAAGCUGGGUCCUGAUCGAAGGAGUUCGAGAAAGGCGUUGCUGAGGAAAUAACGUGGAAUAAUCAGCCCGACGAAUAUUUGCAGUCAUGGCACGUACGAAGCAAACCGCUCGUAAGUCAACCGGUGGAAAGGCACCCAGGAAGCAGCUCGCCACGAAGGCUGCGCGCAAGAGCGCGCCGUCCACUGGAGGCGUUAAGAAACCGCAUCGUUACAGGCCUGGUACUGUAGCUUUGAGAGAAAUCCGAAGAUACCAAAAAUCCACCGAGUUGCUGAUUAGAAAAUUACCAUUCCAACGUUUGGUUCGUGAAAUUGCUCAGGACUUCAAAACUGACCUGCGUUUCCAAAGCGCGGCUAUCGGCGCCCUGCAGGAAGCAUCGGAAGCAUAUCUCGUUGGUCUCUUUGAAGAUACUAAUCUGUGCGCCAUCCAUGCUAAGCGUGUUACCAUCAUGCCAAAAGAUAUCCAGUUAGCGCGACGAAUUCGCGGCGAGCGCGCUUAAUUCACUCACAAUCACACAAGUCUCUUUAUUAUUUGUUUUAUUUUAUUAUCAUUUGGACAUUGUAUUGUCGAACGAACUAAAAUUAUUCUUGACCUUCCGUAUAUAUUUACUAUAUAAUUAACACACUGCCAAUCACACUAUAAAAAUAUUGAGAGGGGAAUAGAGCAUGUAACGUCCUCGUCUCCAUUUAUUAGAUUUCAUAAUUCGACGAAACAUAAUCACAAUUCGUACGACGAUAAAAGUAUAUAAAAAGAAAAAUGGGUGAAAAAAAUAUAUAUAUUAUAUAUGUGAUGUAUUUGUCUUGAGCAAGGAAAGGAAAAAUCACGGCAGAAUCAGCAAUUAGUUUUGUAUACUCGAAUGUAUAAACAAAGGAGUAAACAUACGAGCGAUGCUGCAGGUACACAUACAUUGCACGUACUUUCGUAGAGAGUCGAAAGGAUCCGAAAAUUAGUGCUUUUAUUUUAGGAGUAUUGACCGAUACCUGCAAUCUUGCUUUGCAAUAAAUACACACAUUGUACUCGUACAUAAUUCUUUACGUACAAACGAAGCAUACUUAUCGACGUAUAAAUUUUCGUAAGAUGUGUAGAGCGUUAAGGGACUGGAUUUCCUCUAUAUAAUGCUAAAAAAAAACGCCGUAGAAGUAGUUUAGUUUCACAGUAUAACUACACAACGUUUUUCUUUUCUGAUUCACAUUUAGUUUGGAACAACUUUCUAGAGUCUCUGCAAACUUUUCCAGGAGUGAUGGUAUAUAAUACGAUACGAUUUCUCAUAUAUCUUCUCGAAGACUCGACAUGAAAAAAUCUGCUGUGCCGUGGGAAAUUACCUUUCUUUUUCCUUUGACGAUUAACGUGCGCAAUUAUUUAUUUCCUGAGAGAGAGAGAAAGUGGGAGGGAGGGAGGAGGAGAAGAACAGCAACAAUAUAUUUUUGUUUUAUUUUUGAAUCAGCAACAAUAUAUUUUUGAUGUAAUGUGAUAAAUUUUUGUUGUACUUGAGAGAAAUUUAUACCUAACAGAGCGCGAGAAAACUCCGCAGCUCUAGUAUUUAUAGCAGCUUUUUUCAUGCCGAUAUCCUUACAUAUUAGGUUGUUGCAAUUAUCUUAAUUCUUAAACCAGAUUAUAGUAGUGUCUAUCGAAUAACUGUAACCACAGCACAAUGAAAUACAUUUUCUAAUUGAUGUAACUAAA
Molecule: messenger RNA, 1791 nt
Organism: Harpegnathos saltator (Jerdon's jumping ant)
Lineage: Eukaryota; Metazoa; Arthropoda; Insecta; Hymenoptera; Formicidae
Product: histone H3.3
Exons: 3
Coding region: 197-607 (136 amino acids)
Cellular component (GO): nucleosome
Molecular function (GO): protein heterodimerization activity; structural constituent of chromatin; DNA binding
Source: RefSeq, a predicted model, not a curated record